Telopea speciosissima is the source of this 767-nucleotide messenger RNA. Its product is annotated as cysteine-rich repeat secretory protein 38-like. NCBI's taxonomy places the organism in Eukaryota, Viridiplantae, Streptophyta, Magnoliopsida, Proteales, Proteaceae. The record is from RefSeq and is a predicted model, not a curated record. Bases 9 to 767 code for a protein of 252 amino acids. The transcript has a single exon.
UGCUGGGCAUGUCGAAAACAUUCCAGUUCAUCUUACUUUACUUCGUUCUUGCUGUGCUGCAUAGCCCUUGUAGUGCCGAUCCUCCAUAUCCAUAUUGUUCUAAUGUUACAUCAAGUAUUUUGUUUCAGAAUAAUCUCAAUCAAUUCUUCUCUUAUUUAUCCACUAGUGCUUCUCUUUCAAUCUUCAAAAAUUUCACCAUUGGAAAUGAAACAGAUAGAGUCUAUGGCCUCUUCCUCUGCCUUGGAUUUGUUACCUUAGACAACUGCAAGAAAUGUGUGGACACUGCAAUUCAAGACAUUAUAGAACUUUGUCCCAAUAAUGAAGAAGCAACUGUGUGGGAAGAGUAUUGUCAGCUAAGAUACUCAAACAAAAGUUUCUUUGGACAUACAGAUGAUGCCGGAAAUCUCCCUCUAUGGAACAGGAAAAAUAUUUCCGAUCCAUAUAAGUUCAGGCAUGUUGUGAGGGAGCUGUUGAAUAACCUUUCUAGUCUGGCUGCUUUCGAUCCUUCCAUGGGCAUGUAUGCUAUAGGGAAAGCUAAUCUUACCAUUGAUGAAACGGUAUAUGGUCUUGUGCAGUGCACUAGAGACUUGUCUGGAAAUGAUUGUUUUAAAUGCCUCAAAGAUGCAACAGAUGAAAUCCUAAGUUGCUGCUAUUUUUAUCGAGGGGCGAGACUUCUCAGUAGGAGUUGCUAUUUAAGGUAUGAGUUGUAUGCUUUCUAUGAAGGAGCUGUUGAAGCUUUCCCUCCUCCCCCAAGUACAGGUAAUUAG